Messenger RNA from Sphenostylis stenocarpa, 696 nucleotides. The record is from the annotation of a GenBank genome assembly. Lineage: Eukaryota; Viridiplantae; Streptophyta; Magnoliopsida; Fabales; Fabaceae.
AUGCAUUGGGGAGCUUUGUCACCCCACCCACUUAAUCGAGGGUCCUUUCAAGGUUUUGAUGCCAUGGUUUCUUCUAGGAGAUGCGCCACUCUCAUUGGCUCCAUUGCCUUUUCAAUAUAUUUCUUUAUCAUCAUUUUUCAAGUUCCCAUUUUCAGUGUUCCAUGUAGAAUUGGAAUCUGUAAGUCACCGAUAGAAGUGACAUCUUCUCAGUUAAUUGCAAGUGAGGUCUUCCCUCUUUUUAUAGUGAAGAUUCUUUUCUACCCUGGAGCUCUAGCAAAGGCGAUUUGCAACCAAAAAGCCAUCCCAAGCUACAAAAAUUUGCUAAACUUGCAACAUUUCAAUACAAUGGCAGUCUCUGCUGCAUCAGAUCUCCAACGCCUAGAGGUUCUUGCAGGAAGCUACUUGUCUGUGGGAGGAGCAAUCACAGGACUGAUAAAACCAGGGAGAAUGAGCCUUUUUGGAAUACUUCUUCUUAUAUGGGGUCUUAUUAGAGAGUCCAUAAUGGGAAAAUCUGGUUUCGUCCAAGCAAAAGGUGUCUACAUGUAUCCAGCCAUGUAUAUUGCACUAUUCUCAGCAUUCUUCUCUAUUAGAAAGGAUGUCAGAAAGUUAAUUCGUACCUUCACUCGAAAGAAUGUUGUGAGGGCAAAACGUUUCAAAUCAAAGGUAGCACUUCUACUUAUUGCUCCAUGCAAUUGA